GAUAUCAAUAACUAGAGUGACAGCUGACAUUUCUCUUGCUAAGAGGUCUGUUCUAAAUAAUCCAAGCAAGAGGGCAAUAAUUGAGCGGUCAAAUACAAGAUCCAGUUUAGCUGAAGUACAGAGUGAAAUUGAAAGAAUCUUUGAGCUGGCAAGGUCCUUACAACUGGUUGUCCUAGAUGCAGACACUAUCAAUCACCCUGCACAACUUAUCAAGACAUCUUUAGCACCAAUUAUUGUCCAUGUUAAAGUGUCUUCUCCAAAGGUUUUGCAGCGACUGAUUAAAUCUAGAGGAAAGUCACAAAGUAAACACUUGAAUGUUCAGUUGGUGGCAGCUGAUAAACUUGCACAAUGCCCACCAGAAAUGUUUGAUGUAAUUUUGGAUGAAAAUCAGCUUGAAGAUGCUUGCGAACACUUGGCAGAAUAUCUUGAGGCAUACUGGCGUGCUACUCACACCACCAGUAGCACACCCAUGACUCCACUCCUUGGGCGAAAUUUAGGAUCCACUGCACUUUCACCAUAUCCUGCUGCAAUCUCUGGAUUACAGAGCCAGCGUAUGAGGCACAGCAGCCAUUCUACAGAGAACUCUCCAAUUGAGCGACGAAGUCUAAUGACCUCAGAUGAAAAUUACCACAAUGAAAGGGCUCGGAAGAGGAGGAACCGCUUGUCUUCCAGUUCCCAACACAGCCGAGAUCACUAUCCUCUAGUGGAAGAAGAAUACUCUGACUCAUACCAGGACACUUACAAACCCCAUAGGAACCGAGGAUCCCCGGGAGGAUAUAGCCAUGAUUCACGACACAGGCUUUGAGUUCAAGAACCUGGGGAAAAAUAGUAUUCAUCAGUUGAUAACUUGCCAUAACGUAGCUAGGAAAAAAAAUAAAAAUCAUCUUAAUUUGGCAGAUGUAAUGCAGUUACAGUAACUGAAGUUGCACUCUGCUGUCAUUUGAUGUUAAGUAGGGGGCAAAAAAAAGUUACCAUGCCCUUACGUUUAUGCCCGAUCAUAUAGGUUGUUUUUUGGAUUUUUUUUUUUUAGUACAGCAUUUGCAUUUAUAGCCAUUUUUCUUGUUGUUAGAUAUUAGACACAUCCGUUUGUAAUUUAGGGUACUUAUCAAGGCACUUAUAAAAUAAUUUCCUGUGCUGGAAAUUCCAAAUGACCAGUUCCAGUUGGAACCAAUUUAUAAACCAAUUCCUGUUGGAAUUUGGGUGAAUUGACUGGAAAGUCGACUUGAGCAUGUUGCAAUCAAUUGAAAAAAAAAAACCAAAUGAAAAAUCUGAAAAUUACAAACCACUAGAAGCCAGAAAGUCAGCUACAGUAUUUGUUUGCUGGAAGCUCAAUUUACAUUUCAAGUUAGAAUAAAAAGAUUUAUUCUAACUACUUAUUUCCAGAAUGGCUUUUUCAGACAAACCAAAUGUAAACUAUUGAGAGUGCCAAAUAUCACAAAUUAUUGCAGCAGUUACAAAAUACUUUCCAGUUUGAAAUUAUUUUUAGACCUGGCAUGAAUGUUGCAGCAAAAUGAUUUCUUUAGUUUAGCCGGUACUGACAUUUUUGUUGCAGUCAGCAAUGAUGAACUAUGACAGGAUAAGGGGAAA
Molecule: messenger RNA, 1587 nt
Organism: Fulmarus glacialis (Northern fulmar)
Lineage: Eukaryota; Metazoa; Chordata; Aves; Procellariiformes; Procellariidae
Product: voltage-dependent L-type calcium channel subunit beta-4
Exons: 5
Biological process (GO): neuromuscular junction development; calcium ion transmembrane transport; regulation of voltage-gated calcium channel activity
Cellular component (GO): voltage-gated calcium channel complex
Molecular function (GO): high voltage-gated calcium channel activity
Source: RefSeq, a predicted model, not a curated record